This is a messenger RNA of Exaiptasia diaphana, 1951 nucleotides long. RefSeq lists its product as uncharacterized. NCBI's taxonomy places the organism in Eukaryota, Metazoa, Cnidaria, Anthozoa, Actiniaria, Aiptasiidae. The record is from RefSeq and is a predicted model, not a curated record. Gene Ontology annotation, molecular function: protein heterodimerization activity; protein homodimerization activity. Gene Ontology annotation, biological process: extrinsic apoptotic signaling pathway in absence of ligand; intrinsic apoptotic signaling pathway in response to DNA damage; regulation of apoptotic process. Gene Ontology annotation, cellular component: mitochondrial outer membrane.
UCCAAAGGAAACCAACGUCUUUUGUAUUUUAGUGGAAAACUUAAGCAUAGAACAACCAAUACUUAUAAAAUGCCCGAUGAGGAAAUAGAAGAGGACUUUAAAGAAGAAAUGGAGACYGAAUCAGAUUUUUCAGACGAGGAAACACCGCGACCUGUAGCAUCCAAAAUGGGCCGGCGAGCUGCUUCGGUGGAGCGCCUGAAAGAAGAGACUCGUCUUGUUUUAUUAGACUUUUUAGCAACUUUGCCGGCUGAUAAAAUCACAGCUAAGCAGCUAACACAGUCAGAAAACCGUCCUGAACGUCUGCAAGAAGCCUUACGUGUUGCAAAAAGCAACAGCGAUGCGGCUGCAUACGAGUCUAACAGACUAAAAUUCCAACAAAUGGCUGUUCCUUUGAGGAGGAAGUUAUCGUUGAAUUUAAAAWGUGAGAUUGAGAAUUUCAACCCUCGAGUUGCUUUGAGAAGAAGAACUUUGGAAAGUCCUGUGCUGUCACCGGAAGGCCGUGUUGCAGCAAUGUUAGAGAAAAUCGGACAAGAAGUUAUGGACACAUAUCCACACUUACUAGACGAGCCACUAGAGUUGACUCGCUGUUGGAAUUUCACUGAAUUUACUUACGAACAGUUUGAAAAAGCUGCCAGAAAAGUGACUUUAGAUAGUGGCUUGGUUGGCUGGUCAAAAGUUGCAUUGUUGUGUUACUUUGCAAGGGAAAUUACACUUGAAUCACCAACAGAACUUACUGAUAAAGAUCUUGUAAAACUUGCUGAAUAUACUCUAAGAUUCAUUGAGGAAACAACAGGAGAAUGGAUUGAAACUCAAGGGGGAUGGGCUGGGCUAGAGGUUGAAGAGGAUGAGAUUCUAACAGCUGAAUCGCUUGCUUACAAAUACAGAGAGCAGGAAAAUACCAUUGAAUUGAAACGACUACGACAUGCUCGACAACAUCAUCGRAAAAGCAGAGAUAGCACUUCCUGGAAUAGCUGGACAAAAUAUGGACUGGCAGCCAUUGCCUUGGGCGUUGGUCUGUGUUACUCGCUUACUAGACAUUAGAAAUAUUUGGCUCAAAGGUGCAAAGCACAGUUCACUAUAUACAUCCUCUAUAGCCUGCAUAGUGGCUUUAGGGGAAGGGAAACGGGGAAAAAUACAGAACCCCCCUCUCCUUCCGUUUUCCCCCUUCACCCCUCCCCUAAAGCCAUUACACAGGCUACAUACUCUAGGAGGCCUGGGCGUUUUGGAGAUUUGUGUUUCCUGUGUUCAGAUGAUAAGUACUACAUUGAACUUCUAGUUAUGUUAUCAUCUGGAAUUGUGUUAAGGCUAUUGUGCAUUCAAGAACCUUAGGGUGAUUUUCUCAUAUGGAAAUUUGGCAUCUUUGAUUUUCAACCAAUCAGAAAGCAGCUUCCAUCAAGAGAUAAUUUGUAAAACAAAAGAAAUGGUUGCAAAAGGCUUUUGGUUCCAUGUGGUCCUUUAAAGACCAAAUUAGCAACACAACUUUUCUCUACAACCAUCGCAUGCGACCUGCAUAAGCCAUCCUUACAACAUGGCUACAACUGUUGUAGGGCUAUUAAGCAAUUGUAGGCAUGUUGUAAGGACGACUUGCACAGGCUGCCUUUGAUGGUUGUGGGCGAAAGUUUGCCAUCUAAUUUGGCCUUUAGAUAUGUCUUUGGUCUUGUCUACAGGGAUGCUUAUUUAUGUAGGUGAUGGCCCAAGUUACCAUGAACUAAACUUUAAUGGUCAGGCCAUAAUAUUUCAACAAAACAGUCAGUUGAAGUAAAAUUCUUUGAAUUAUUUAGAGAUGGUGGUAAAAUGAUUGUAAUUCACAGUCAAACAAAUGAACUAUUGUGAGAAUUUGAAAUUCUGCCUGUCAUGUUUUAUAUGAUACUUAUGACACAGAUCUAAUUUAUUGUAAAAUCCUAUUUAUUACACAAGUUACUAUCAAAUAUAUAUUAACAAAAUAAUGCAA